Messenger RNA from Sabethes cyaneus, 4110 nucleotides. Its product is annotated as phenoloxidase 8-like. The transcript is spliced from 9 exons. Lineage: Eukaryota; Metazoa; Arthropoda; Insecta; Diptera; Culicidae. The record is from RefSeq and is a predicted model, not a curated record. Gene Ontology annotation, molecular function: oxidoreductase activity. The coding region runs from base 1 to 4110 and encodes 1369 amino acids.
AUGUCUGACUGGAAAACAGGACUUCUGUGUCUUAUGACACGUCCCUGCGAACCGCUUUUCUAUCCGAAGUAUGGAGGGCAAACGUAUAUGGCUUUACCGGAGCACUAUUUGACCGACCGCUAUCGAGCUAUAUCUGGAUUAAUUGGAGAGCGUUUUGGAGCUGUCGCUUCUAAUCAAAUAGUUGUAAAACCUGUUGAUCUUCCUAACUUGAAUUACGCGGAAUCGAUUCCGCGGCAUUGUAGUUUCAAUUUCUUUGGCACUACACAACGUAAAAUCGCUGGAAGAUUGGUAGAGGAUUUUAUGAAACAACCUGACCCAGAAACGCUUUUGUCUGUGGCAUCGUACGCUCGAGAUCGUGUGAAUCCAACAUUAUUUCAAUAUGCUUUAACAAUCGCGUUGCAGCAUCGGAAAGAUACGAGCGGCAUUUCAAUGCCUACAAUGUUGGAAAUGUUUCCAAUGCGAUUCGUAGACCCUUUAGUGGUACCUCGGUUGAAAGAAGAAGGAUUUGUUGUUACACCAUCGCAAAGAAUAUCCAUUGACAUGCCAUUGAUAUACACUGCUUCUGACAGUAAUCCUGAGCAGAGGUUGGCAUAUUUUAGAGAGGAUAUUGGAGUAAAUCUUCACCAUUGGCAUUGGCAUCUAGUUUAUCCAGCUGACGGUCCAAUUGAGGUAGUAAAUAAGGAUAGACGAGGCGAGUUAUUUUUCUACAUGCAUCGACAGAUAGUUGCUCGGUACGAUGCAGAGCGGUUCUGUAACUUUUUGCCACCAACGGUCCCGUUGAGAAAUCUAAGAGAGCCUAUUCCAGAGCCUUAUUAUCCAAAAAUUUUAAACAGUGCUACGAAUGUUACUUAUCCAGCGAGGCAUAAAAACAUGACGAUAACUCAUAUGAAUAGGCCAGCAGAUGAUGCAGUAGCAACAAUUCUCGAAAUGGAAAAUCUAAUAGGACGAUUCAUAGAAGCUGCCAAGAGCGGGGAGGUGGUUCUCCCGAAUGAAGAACGAAUGAAGCUUGAUGACAUCACAGGAAUAGAUGUUCUUGCGAACAUUUUGGAAAACACAAUCUUGUCAGUGAACAUCCCUUACUAUGGCAAUAUCCACUCGACAAUUCAUGACUUGUUAGCAUUUAUUCAUGAUCCCGAUGGGGAGUUCCUAGAAGGACCCGGAGUGAUCGGUGACUUGGCAACGGCAAUUCGGGAUCCUGUUUUCUAUCGUCUUCACUGGUUUGUGGAUGAUAUGUUCGAGCUGCACAAACAAACGUUGACUCCGUAUAGCACAAAUGAGUUAGAAUUUUCAGGUGUAACCGUCAAUGAGGUUUCUGUACAAGUUACGAAUGGCAAAGCGGCUGAUAAUCGACUUCUAACGUUCUGGCAACGUUCGCAAGUAGAUCUUGGUGUUGGAUUAGAUUUUGGACCAGAAGGUAAUGUGGCGGCGACAUUUACGCAUCUCCAGCAUGCGCCAUUCAUCUAUCGUAUCAAUGUUUUGAACCACUCGCUAAAGGUUCGCAGGGGAACUGUUAGAAUUUUUCUGGCGCCAAUUUACGAUGGAGACAGUGAAUUACUUUCUUUCGACCAACAGCGUCGUCACGUUAUUGAACUGGAUAAGUUUGCAGUAGAUUUGAAUCCUGGAAUGAACCAUAUUACUCGCUCCUCUCAGGAGUCUAGUGUGACGAUACCCUUUGAGAGGACCUUUCGUCGUCAAGAUGUAGCGUUUAUGCCAGGAAAUGAGCGUUUUAGAUUUUGUAAUUGCGGUUGGCCAGACCACAUGCUUCUUCCUAAAGGGACGUCAAACGGAACACUCUAUGAACUGCUUGUAAUGGUAUCAGAUUUCGCAGAAGACUCUGUCGUCGAGUUUGACGAGCAACAAGAUUGUAACGAUUCACAUUCUUAUUGCGGACUACAGGAUCGCCUUUAUCCAGAUCGAAGAGCCAUGGGGUAUCCUUUCGACAGAACUUUCAAUGCCGAUGUAACUCAAAUGAAGGAUCUUGUACAACAAUUCAGCAACAUAAAUAGAGCGGUUGUGGAAAUUCGCUUUACGAAUUCAGUGAUUUAUCUGAGCAGAAUGUCCGACAAUCGAAAGUUACUUACACUGCUUCAACGCCCUUUGGAGCCAACAUUCUACCCAAAAGAUAACGGGAGAACGGUCAUAGAUCUACCGGAAAAUUAUCUCACUGAACGCUACCGCCCCAUCGGUGCCAGUCUACAAAAUCGCUUUGGUAGUGACGCGGAUACGAGAAUUCCAGUACGCAAUGUGGGAACGCCAAACAUAGCUUUUGCUGAAGUGAUUGAUCGCCGGGGUGGGUUUUCCUUGUUCAACCGAAUGCAUCGCAAAAUUGCCGGUGACCUGAUUGCACUGUUCGUGAAUCAACCCGAUGUCGAUUCAUUAAUGAGUGUAGGCGCAUACGCACGAGAUCGUUUGAAUCCGAUGUUGUUCCAAUAUGCUCUAUCGGUUGCUGUUCAACACCGACCAGACACGAAGGAGUUGAAUAUUCCUUCUCUGUUGGAACUAUUUCCGGAUUCUUUUGUUGAUCCAUCGGUUUUUCCAAAGCUUCGAGAGGAAGGAGCUGUUGUUACGGAAGAGAAUCGGAUGACAAUUGAUAUUCCCAUUAACUAUACUGCAUCGGAACGUGAAGACGAACAGAGAUUGGCGUAUUUCCGGGAGGAUAUUGGUGUAAACUUGCAUCAUUGGCACUGGCAUUUGGUGUACCCUGGUGACGGUCCUGAUGCAGUUGUGCGGAAAGAUCGUCGGGGUGAACUGUUCUAUUACAUGCACCAGCAACUGAUUGCUCGGUAUAAUAUUGAACGGUUCUGCGCUCGCCUUGGUCGUGUCCAACCAUUGAAUAAUUUGCGAGUUCCACUUGCGGAAGGGUAUUUUCCGAAAAUUAUCAGAAGCUCCAACAAUCGUGCAUUCCCGCCGCGACCACAGAAUCAAGUUUUAAGAGAUAUCAAUCGAGUUGAUGAUAACGUCAUUUUUACUGUCAACGAUUUGGAACGUUGGGGAAGUCGUAUUGCUGAAGGUAUCGAUGCUGGUUUCGUAAUUGGACAAAAUGGACAACGGGUUCCACUAACCGAAUCUACUGGUAUUGACAUAUUAGGAAACAUCAUGGAACCGUCGUCAUUGUCUGUAAAUAGUCAAUAUUACGGCAGUUAUCAUGGUGAUUUGCAUAAUGUGAUUGCAUAUAGUCAUGAUCCUGAUAAUCGAUUCCUGGAAGGUUACGGUGUUGUUGGGGAAUUCCAGACGGCUAUGCGCGAUCCAACUUUUUAUCGUUUGCAUUGCGAAGUAGACAAUAUGUUCCAUCGCUUCAAGAAUACGCUGCAACCGUAUCCGGCAAAUCAAUUGAAUUAUGACGGAAUCCAAAUUCAAUCCCUCGCCGCUCAGUUGAAUCGGGCAAAUGCCCCUGCAAAUGUGCUCCUCACAUAUUGGCAACGUUCGCAGGUGGAUUUGGCUACAGGAUUAGACUUUGGGCCGCAAGGAAACGUGUUUGCUUCAUUUACUCAUCUGCAGCAUGCACCGUUCACUUUCCGUAUAACCGUUAACAAUGAUAGUGGAUCGUUGAGGCGCGGUACUUGUCGUAUUUUCAUUGGGCCAAAAGUUGACGAACGUAACUCUUCCUUGACAUAUCAAGAACAGCGUAUUUUGAUGAUAGAAUUGGACAAGUUCACAGUCAACCUAAAUCCCGGAACAAAUAACAUUGUCCGUCGUUCUGAGCAGUCCAGCGUUACCAUUCCAUACGAAAGAACCUUCCGACAGGUAGCGCUUUCCAAUCAACCAGGAACGGAGGCAUUCAGGUUCUGUAACUGUGGAUGGCCGCAUCACUUGCUGCUUCCAAAAGGAACUCCAGAAGGAAUGCAGUUUGACAUGUUCGCGAUGAUUUCUGAUUAUAACAACGACACUGUAAACCAGGAAUUCGAUGAAAAUGUGAACUGUAACGAUUCCCACUCGUUCUGUGGGCUUAGAGAUCGUCUCUACCCUGACAGGCGCUCCAUGGGAUAUCCAUUCGAUCGUCGUGCUCCCAACAAUGUGCGUACACUUCAAGAUUUCGUUAGAGGAAAUAGCAAUAUGGCAUUAACGAAUGUUCAGGUUAGAUUCACCAACACCGUUAUCGCUAGAACAUAA